Phytophthora nicotianae INRA-310 is the source of this 3236-nucleotide messenger RNA. RefSeq lists its product as hypothetical. Gene Ontology annotation, biological process: DNA recombination; lagging strand elongation; DNA biosynthetic process. Lineage: Eukaryota; Oomycota; Peronosporomycetes; Peronosporales; Peronosporaceae. The record is from RefSeq and is a predicted model, not a curated record. The transcript is spliced from 2 exons. Gene Ontology annotation, molecular function: ATP binding; DNA binding; DNA ligase (ATP) activity. The coding region runs from base 290 to 2284 and encodes 664 amino acids. Gene Ontology annotation, cellular component: nucleus; mitochondrion.
AAAAGAUCAACUUUUGGCAAUUAUUGUGGUGUACAUUUGGUGUAUAUUUUGGCGCCAUUUUUGUUUGGAUGGAUCAGUAGCGAAAUUGCGUCAACAUGGCCAAGAGAGCUGCACCCAAGCAGAGCUCCAUCAUUGUGUGUCAUUGUCAGGUCGUUCUUCGGCGCGGGGGCGUCGCCUCCAGCCAAGAAGCGAAAACCUGCAGAAAACGAUGCGGUGAAACCCGCAGAGUCUCCUGUUACACCGGCAAAAAAGCCAAAAGUGGAGAAAGAAGAGAAGAUAGAGGUUGUAGAUGUUGUUGAAGAAGAACAACAACAAGACGAGGAGGAUAAGCAGGUGGAGGAAGAGCCGGAGAACGUUGAAAUGCAGGAAGAAGAAGACGUUGAGAUGCAGGAAGACGACGACGACGAGGUUAAGAGCAAACCUAAGCGUACGUAGCUGCAGUAAAGGACACAGUGUUUUUCCAUGGACUUAUGUUGCUGUUGUUUUUGCUGCAGCUGGCCGACGUCGUCUGCGUCAACGCGUCGUGGACGAAGAAGACGAGGACAGCGACUUGGAUCUGCCCAUGAGCUCUGAAAAGAAGGAGAAAAAGCAGGAGGUGAUCGACAUAACGUCGCCGACGUCGACUCCUGAGAAGUCUAAGAAGAAAGAGGGAAAGAAAGCUAUGACUCCCGUGAAGACUGUCAAGAGUCCGAAGAAGGAGGUAAAGAAUCCCAAGAGCACUAAAAAGGAGGAGGAAGACGUUGAAGUGGUUGGAGAAAGUAAAAAAGUUGAAGAAACUAAGCCGAAGGAGACCAAAAAAAACGAGAUCAAGAAGGAAACUGCGUCUGCAUCCAAGACGAGCUUCUUCACUCCUGUUGCCAACAAGAAGAACAAGCUCACGUCGACGCCGUCUGAUGACAAAAAAGUUUGCAAGAUCAAGAGCGAGUCAGUUACAACAGACUCAAAAGAAACACAAGCAGACGGUGAUGAGCCUCGCGAGACCCCAUACUUCGAGCUGGCGCACUUGUUCGCCAAGAUCGAAGAAAUCACAGGACGUCUCGUUAUUCAAGACCUACUCACAGCCUUCUUCCGUGACGUCAUUCGUCGCUCUCCAGACGAUCUGCUCGCAUGUAUCUAUCUGUGCGUCUGUGUGGACCUGGCGCCGCCUUUCGAGAACUUGAAGAUCGGAAUUGGCGAUGCCAUCCUCAUGAAAGCUAUUGGCGAGGCUACCGGCGCAAACCUCAAGUUUAUUAAGGAGAUGUAUCACAAGGAAGGAGAUCUCGGUAAGGUGGCGCAGAAUGCGCGGUCCAAGCAGAAGACUCUGUCGUUCACGUCGCUUAAACCCGCGACGUCUAACGGCAGCGGACUCACCGUGCAACACGUGUACAACCAGUUCGUCAAGAUUGCCAAGAUGACUGGAAACAACUCGCAGCAACAGAAAUGCUCCAUUAUCAAGGGAUUACUAGUUAAGUGCGAGAAGGAGAAGAAAGACAAGGGCGCGCAGACAGCUGCUGAGGGGGCCAAGUACAUUAUCCGUGGACUUCAAGGCAAGCUGCGUAUUGGACUAGCAGAAAAAUCGAUCCUGAUGGGGUUGACCUACGCGUUCAUGGCGGACAAGGAGUACAAGGACAAGGACAAACAACAGGAGGCGCUUACCUUUGUCAAGAAGGCGUUUGCUGAGUGUCCCAGCUAUAACGCGUUGGUUGCUGCCUUUUACGAAGUCCAGAAGGAGAUUUCCAGCGCUCCAUUUCUUCGAGUCAAGGAUUUCGCCAAGGUGGCCGAGAAGUGUGUGUUGACUCCAGGCACUCCAGUGUCUCCCAUGCUUGCGCGUCCAACGAAGGCGUACGCGAUGGUGUUCGAUCGCUUCGAAGGGAAACCAUUCACUUGCGAGUACAAAUAUGACGGCGAACGUGCGCAGAUUCACAUCCUGCCGAACGGAGAAAUAGCCAUUUUCUCACGCAACUUCGAGAAUUCUACCGAGCGAUUCCCCGAUGUUAAGCUAGCAAUCACGAACGCUGCUAAGAAAGGCGUCGUUGAUAGCUGUAUUGUUGAUGCAGAAGUGGUUGCCGUGGAUCGAGUCACUAACAAACGUCUGCCGUUUCAGAUCCUAAGUACACGCUCUCGAAAGGUACUUUCGCUGUAUAUUUUUUUCUAUGCAUUUUUGUAUUUAACGUAUAAUUGCUGUAAUGUUGUGACAGAAUGUGAAAGUGGAGGAUAUCAAGGUUCCUGUGUGUAUCUACGCGUUCGACCUGCUGUUCCUGAGUGGCGAAUCGUUCCUUGGUACUCCGCUGGCCAAGCGUCGUGAAAAACUCCGUGAGAUGUUCGACGUAAAGCCUGGUAUCUUUGAAUUUGCUACGUCAUUGGACGUCGAGGAUGGCGUGGAUGUCAAGGAUAACCCAGAGGCGAUGGAAGAAGCAGUGGAUAAAGUUCGCAAUUUCUUGGAAGAGGCUGUGCGUGAGAACUGUGAAGGUUUGAUGGUGAAAACGCUGGAGAAGGAGGCGACGUAUGAGCCAGCUAACCGCUCGCACAAGUGGCUGAAACUCAAGAAGGAUUACCUUGAUGGUAUUGGUGACUCGGCUGACCUGGUCCCCAUCGGUGCGUUCUAUGGUCGUGGCAAACGUACGGGCGUCUAUGGUGCGUAUUUGUUGGCUUGCUAUGACCCAGACACGGAGAUGUACCAGCCAAUUACGAAGCUGGGUACUGGGCUGUCGGAUGAAGUGCUUAAGCAGUUCUACGAGCAGCUCAAGGAGAAGGUUGUGGACAAGCCUCCUAGUGACUAUGCGAUCGGCGAUGGAAUCAAGCCGGACGUUUGGUUCGAGGCGAGUUGUGUAUGGGAGAUUUUAGGUGCAGACCUGUCGAUCUCGCCCAAGUACACGGCUGCGAUCGGUUUGGUGGCCAAGGACAAGGGCAUCUCACUGCGUUUCCCGCGCUUUAUUCGCAUACGUGACGACAAGGAAACGACGCAGGCCACCAACUCUUCUCAGGUGCGACGAGAUAUUAUAUUGUUGUUUUGACAGAUAACUAAGCGUGAUGUUGUUGAGUGUAGAUUGCCGAUCUGUAUCGCGCCCAGGGCCUCACGACUGUGACCAACGGCGAAGAGGAAGAGGACGACGACAUGCUGAUCUAGGUACAAAUGGAACUAAUUGGCACUGGUAAACCUAAACUUUUCUCAUCAAAAUCUAGCUCUAGAGUUUGUGUAUUGUGUCAUGUGCUCAACAUUUUUAAGCAGAGUUUCUAACGAAACGCAUUCAAGAAAC